Molecule: messenger RNA, 945 nt
Organism: Maniola jurtina (meadow brown)
Lineage: Eukaryota; Metazoa; Arthropoda; Insecta; Lepidoptera; Nymphalidae
Exons: 3
Coding region: 1-945 (314 amino acids)
Source: RefSeq, a predicted model, not a curated record
AUGCGUGCGUACUACAGGGCAACAGGAGGGGAAACCGGACGGACUGGCUACCGAGCGGCAAUGUACCGCGAGUUCCUGCUGCUCGAGCCGAACCUAACUGUCACGGAACAAAACCUGGCAGACCGGGCUCGGUAUAUUCAGCGUUCUAACAUCUUCAACGCUACCGAGCUCGAACGAUUACGACGUGAGGCUGUUCCAGAAGUAUCAGCACCUACCACAGAGCAAAUCGUCUCCCAGGCGGCGCCUGCCCGCGACGAGACAAUUACCAUCUCACAAGAUUUGCCUGUGGAGGAAGACACUGAGGGAACAGUCUCCCUUGAUAUAGAGCGGAUGAGAGGGAUUUUAGAAGAGGCGAUUUCUGAAAUUCGGAGCGCUCCUCUAGAGAAUCGUCCGCGGCUUUCCCGACUUACACUAAAUGUAGCGACGCGGGAUGUCAUUGAGGCCAUAAACAAAAUGCUGCCACAACAUCUGGAAAGCAGCACUGGCCUGGGUGAUACGGCUUCUAUUAUCUUCGGUGCGGCGCUAGCCGUGCACCGAUUCAUCGGUGCCAAGACUCCGGGACCGGGGCGUGCUGCUGCCACAAGGUUGGACCAGCCUGACAUUACGCAAAAGCUAACAGAGCGCAUCGACGACCUGAAGCAGAAAAUCGCUGCAUGGGGGAACCGCAUCCGACGAUACUCGGCAAGAGUCGAGCGAUUUCAGCAAAAUCGUCUCUUCUCGAGUGAUCAGAAAAGGUUCUACAAAAGACUGGAGUGCCCAGCAGUCUGCUCUACCUCUCAACGACCGGACCCGGCCGACCUAGUCGCUUUCUGGCGGGGGGUGUGGUCGAGAGAGGUGGAGCAUGAGGAGGGGCCUUGGAUUGCGGCGGUAGAGGAAGCAUGUGCCAGAAUAGAACCGAUGAACCCGGUCGCCAUCUCUGCGGAGGAUGUAGCUGGUGCAAAAUAA